AUGGCCGCCACCACAAAUCCUUUUUCUCUUCACCUUCCUAUUAUCAUCUCCAAUCUCCUCUCUCCACCAUCAUUUUUUCCGGCGAAGCAACCACCAUCAAAACUGUUCGCCGCCAGCUUUUCUUCUUUCCAUCAUCCACGAAUCGUCAUCACCACGACCAACCCUUUUCUCCUUUCUAUCGUCCUUCAAUCCAAUCUUUAUUCUCCCUCUCUACUCCUUCAAACCUUGUUUCCGCCGCCGAAACCUUCAUCCAAACCUUUCUUCUCCUCCGACCCUCUCUCUCACCGUCUUUCAUCACCUUCUUCAACUCUUCAUCAUCUCGACCACACCUUUUCUCCUUCACAAAAGUAUUCUCCGCCACCAUCUUAUGAUGGAUCCGCCCAACAACCACAACAAUCUGUUCACCAUAUAAAUCAAUGA
Lathyrus sativus (Indian pea) is the source of this 420-nucleotide messenger RNA. The record is from the annotation of a GenBank genome assembly. NCBI's taxonomy places the organism in Eukaryota, Viridiplantae, Streptophyta, Magnoliopsida, Fabales, Fabaceae.